This is a messenger RNA of Adineta steineri, 1188 nucleotides long. NCBI's taxonomy places the organism in Eukaryota, Metazoa, Rotifera, Eurotatoria, Adinetida, Adinetidae. The record is from the annotation of a GenBank genome assembly.
AUGUUGUCUAUUGUCGUUAUCACUUAUAUUUUAUUAAUUCAACAGCCUUAUCAGACUUAUCAAUUGGAAACCAUUGAAGCAGCAUUAGCUAGUACUGUUGAAUUAUCGUGUUCAGUCGGUCAAAAUAUCGAACCGACAAGUCCUGCAAAGAUCAUCUGGAUUCGUGAUGAUCGAGCAGAUAUUGUCAGCCUUGACUCCGUCAUCACAGUACGAGAUCGUCGAUUAAGUAUUCUUACAAUGACUAGUAUUGAUCGUGAAGAACGUAUUUUACGCAUAACUAAUGUUGAAGAACAAGACCAUGGUUUAUAUCGAUGUAUACGUGGUGAUAUUACAUUAAAUGAAAUUCUUCUUGAUGUACUUAUACCACCCAGAAUUACUUCACAUGCACCGGAAGAUAUGCGUAUGAUAGUUCGUGAAGGAAAAGAUGCUCGAUUCUCUUGUACAGCAACCGGACGGCCAACACCCACUAUUGUUUGGCAAGUCAAUGGACUAUCUAGGCCAACAUUAGUUACAACAAUUGCUGGUACUAAUGAAAGUGUGCUUAUCUUACGCAAUGUUUCACGAUUUGAUUCAGGUCGAGUUGAUUGUUCAGCAACAAAUACAUUAAGUACUGUUAAUCGACAAUUUCUUCUUGAUGUUAAAUAUAGGCCAACAGUUACAGUUCCAUUUCAUUGGUCUUAUUUUCGUGUGAAUGAUUCACCAACAAUUACAUGUCUUGCUUGUUCAUCACCUCCACCAACAACAUUCGAUUUUUUUCGUCCUAAACAUGCAAAUCCAAUAACAAAGGGUAUUAAAGAUAAAUUUGAUGAAGUUCUUAAUCAAACAUGUCGACAAUUAACAAUAACUUUACAUUUAAGUGAUACAUCAUUAUUUGGAGCAUAUGUAUGUCGUGCAAAGAAUAUUGCCGGAAUUUCACAUGCAGAAUUUAUUAUUAAAGAAUUAAUUCAAUCAACUAAACAUAUGAAAUCUAUAUCAGAAGAACAUGCUUUAACACCGACAUCGAUACUUAUUACAACUUCAUCAUCUACAGUAACAAAAAAUGAUGAACCAUCUGAACGUCAUAUUGAAUAUUCAUAUAAAUCAAAUACAGUUGCAACGGGAAUAAUAGCUGAAAAAAAUCAAGCAUUUCAAUUGUCAACAUCGCUUUUAUUAUUAAUAGUUCUUUUGUUCGUUGCUAGUCGAUGUUGA